AUUCCUAAAUCGCUCCCACCACCUGAAUCUGGGACACAUUUUGUCAGCAGCCCCGAAGCAUGGCUCCCUCUGUGGUAACUGAACAGCCAGUGUAAUUUGACACUUCAACUUGCUGUGGCUCUGUACGGUAGUUGAUUCAGUCACUCACACACACCAACGGUACAGUGGGCGCUAUUUUCUUGUAUUUUAAAGUGAAAAGGAACGCAGUAUACACGAGAUUCGGGAAAACAAAGUGGAUUUCUUCUUCUAGCCGAGGUUCCAAGCUAAAAGUCCGGUGUACGGUGAAGACCAGUGAGGACCGCUCCUGAAGGAUAUACAUGAAGGGAGGGGUGGGGGUGAGGGGGGCUUGUGACAUCACUCCCAGCCCAGGUCAAAGUCCACACAGGCGUGUUCUAUGAUUGAUGAGGAAGUAGCGAAGGCUUUGGUUAAUAGGAAACACAGGAACCUCCCUCUCCGCUGAGUGUUGAUGGCGUCACGUUAGGCUAGAGGAAGCAGGAAGCAGUCAUCAAGAUGAACGCGUUGCCGUCGAUGGACCGGCACAUCCAGCAGACCAACGACAGGCUGCUGUGUAUCAAACAGAUUGGAAAACACAGAAAGGCGCUAAUGGAAAGACACCUACAGAACCCGGCUAACUUCCACACAGCAGCAACAGAGCUGCUGGACUGGUGCGGAGAUCCCCGAGCCUUUCAGAGACCUUUUGAACAAAGCCUCAUGGGAUGCCUAACGGUGGUGAGUCGUGUGGCAGCCCAACAAGGCUUUGACCUGGACCUAGGCUACAGGCUGCUGGCUGUGUGUGCUGCUAACAGAGACAAGUUCACGCCCAAGUCUGCAGCCCUGCUGUCAUCGUGGUGCGAGGAGCUGGGUCGCCUCCUGCUGUUGCGUCACCAGAAGAGCAGACAGAACGAGUCCCCUCAGGGCAAAGUCCCCAUGCAGCCCAGCAUAAACACCAUGAAACCCCCUGGAGGACUCUCACAUGGUGAUGGGUCAUUUGCCUACGACUCAGUUCCAUGGCAACAGAACACCAACCAGCCCCCGGGGUCAUUGUCUGUUGUUACCACCGUGUGGGGUGUGACCAACACGUCACAGAGUCAGGUGUUGGCCAACAGCUCCAGCCAUAUGAACCCAGGUGGUAACCCCAUGGGCCAGGGUAUGUCAGGGGGUCCGGCAGGCCUCAACUCCCCCCAGUUUCCCGGCCAGCAGCAGCAGUUCCCAGCCAAGGGAGGCCAGGGUCAGGGCUACAUGCAGCAGGGGAUGUAUGGCAGGCAGGGAUACCCCGGUGGAGGGGGCUACAGCGGGAGUUACCCAGGUGGUCCUAACACUCCCCCAGGGGGGAUGGGCAUGCCUCAACACUCACGCCAGCCUGGCGACUUCACCCAACCAGCAGCUGCUGCUGCUGCCGCUGCUGUUGCCGCCGCCGCUGCUACGGCAACCGCCACAGCAACUGCUACCGUGGCAGCCAUGCAGCAGGAGACCCAGAACAAAGAGAUUAACCAGUAUGGACAGAUGUGUUCCUCCUUCCAGAUGGGCCCAGGCCAGGCCUACAACAACCAGUUCAUGAACCAGCCCGGCCCCAGAGGGCCCCCUGGAGGCAUGAACCCAGGCAACAUGGGCCAGGCCAUGAACAACCCGAGCAUGGGUGGGCCUACCAUGGGCAUGAACCAAACUCAAUCCCCAGGCAUGGGGCCUUUCGGGGCCCAUGGCCAGAGGAUGCCCCAGCAGGGCUACGGAGGACCUGGAGGCCCCAGGCAGGCCAUGCCUAUGCAGGGCAUGAAGAGGCCCUAUCCUGGGGAGCCAAACUACGUGGGUCAGCAGUAUGCUCCUAACGGUCAGUUCCCUCCCCAGCAGAGUCAGUACCCCACCUCUAACCCACCCAGGCCGAUGCCCUCCCCAAACUACCCCGGCCAGAGGAUGCCCGGAGGGCAGGGGCAAGGCCAGUACCACCCGCAAGGCAUGCCCAUGGGACAGUACUAUAGGCAAGAGCCAUUCAACGGUCAGAACAGAGGUGGAUACUCAUAUAGCCAAGGCAACGGGGCCCCCAGGCCAGGUAACUACCCCCACUCCCCGGUGCCUGGUAACCCCACUCCUCCUAUGACCCCCGGAAGCAGUAUGCCCCCGUACCUCUCGCCCAACCAGGAUGUCAAGCCCCCGUUCCCGCCUGACAUGAAACCAAAUAUGGCAGCGCUUCCACCUCCCACCAAUCCCAACGAGGAGCUGCGGUUGACCUUCCCGGUCCGGGACGGCGUGGUGUUGGAACCUUUCCGGUUGGAACACAACCUCGCCGUCAGUAACCACGUCUACCACCUACGACCGUCGGUACACCAGACCCUCAUGUGGAGGUCAGACCUGGAGCUGCAGUUCAAGUGUUACCACCAUGAGGACCGACAGAUGAACACCAACUGGCCUGCCUCCGUCCAGGUCAGUGUCAACGCCACACCGCUGACCAUCGAGCGGGGCGACAACAAGACGUCCCACAAACCCUUGCACCUGAAGCAAGUGUGUCAGCCUGGCAGAAACACCAUCCAGAUCACCGUCACCGCGUGCUGUUGUUCGCACCUGUUUGUGCUGCAGCUGGUCCACAGGCCUUCAGUCCGCUCCGUGCUGCAAGGGCUCCUGAAGAAGAGACUCCUGCCUGCAGAACACUGCAUCACCAAGAUUAAGAGGAACUUCAGCAGUGUUGUGGCCUCGUCGGGUAACACCAGUCUAAAUGGGGAGGACGGAAUUGAGCAGACCGCCAUCAAAGUCUCCCUCAAAUGUCCAAUCACCUUCAGGCGCAUCCAGCUGCCCGCCAGGGGGCAUGACUGCAAACACGUACAGUGUUUUGAUCUGGAGUCGUAUCUGCAGCUGAACUGUGAGAGGGGGAUGUGGAGGUGUCCUGUAUGCAAUAAAACUGCCUUGUUAGAGGGUCUAGAGGUGGACCAGUACAUGUGGGGAAUCCUCAACGCCAUCCAGAAUUCGGAGUUUGAGGAGGUGAACAUUGACCCAUCGUGUAGCUGGCGGCCAGUGCCCAUCAAAUCUGACCUCCAUAUUAAAGAAGACCCUGAUGGACCACUGGCCAAACGCUUCAAGACCAUGAGCCCCUCCCAGAUGACCAUGCCCAACGUCAUGGAGAUGAUCGCCCAGCUGGGCCCUGGCCCAUCCCAUUACCCAUCAGGCCCUGCUCAGCACGGGGGCAUCGGCGCCGGGGGCAACCCAGGGGAGUAUGGUGGCCCGAGAGGCCCAGGCAACACUUACCACGGUCACGGGAACUUUGACUUCGCCCACGGUAACCCCUCGGGCGGGGGAGGUGGUGGAGGUGGACCGAGAGGAGGAGGAUCCCCCAUGAGUGACUUUAUCCACACCCCUCAGCUGUCCCACCCCCCAGACUUCCCCGGGGGUCUUCUAUCCCAGGACAAGCCCCUCAGCCACGGCAUCAACGGCCCUAUGUCUCAUCCUUCCAGCACUGAUCAGUCCCAUAAUUCCAUGCAACAGCAGAGCUUGCACGCGCCUCCUCACCCCAACAGCCAGUUGAUACAUCACGGUGGCAGCCAAUCAGGGCAGUCGUUACAUCACAGCGGCCAUCGUUGCUGCCCCCCUCGCCAGCAGGCCCCGCCUCCCCAGCUGCAGCAAGGCCAGAACAGCCACCAGCACAGCGAUCUGAACUUUAACCCCUCCUCUGGCAUUGAAGGUCAAAUCAGUGGUGACAUGCCCGAGCCCUCUCUAGAUCUGCUUCCAGAGCUGGCCAACCCAGACGAGCUCCUGUCCUAUCUGGACCCCCCGGACCUCCCCUCCAACAGCAACGAUGACCUGCUCUCCCUCUUCGAGAACAAUUAACCUUUCGCCUCCCUCACCCCUCGAGCCAAACCCAAAUCUUCUCUACAGACACACACACACCACAGGCUGUGUGUCCAACCAGCUGGACUCUCCAUAGAGUCCAUAGACACACCGUCAUCCUCAUAUGGACUGGUAGUGGGGACUCUUCCGAGUGGACUUACCCAAUGUGUAGUGCACUUCAGACCCAGGGUUCAAAGUUCAAACCCCCAGUCAGGUCACACCUCCUACACACCCGGGUUCACACCCCGUCGGACACACACACACACACACACAAUGUUUUGUCAAUUGUGGCAUAGACGUGUAGGUGGCAUGAGGUCAUCUGUCAGACCAUGAGAUGAUGAUGAGGUGACAGUCUGGAUGUCAGGGAGUGGACGCUGUGUGUGAAAGAGACAGGAAACAGGAAAUGCACUCAUGUCCUCACUUCCUCACACACACUCUUCCUCAUGUAAAGAAUCGCGGAGCUGCGGAGCUCCACUGGCCGACGACAACACAUCGACAGCCAAUGUCGGCUGUCUAGUCCUUAAGUGAUAUUAUAUCGAAAGAAAACUGUGCAGCUAUUAAUCACGUUCUAUGCGUAUGACCUCACAGGCCGAACUCUCUGUGUGGGCUUUUAGGAAAAAGUGUUGUAUUGUUUUAUCAUUCUUAUUUCCCCCAUUAUACAAAAACAAAGAAAAACAUACAAUAAUAGGAAAGAAAAGUCAUCUUUUUGUCCUGGCCAGUGUUUCUAUCAAUCCUAUUUUGAUGUGUGUUCUUCCAAGCCCUGAUCCCCUGAGACCACGACCUUUAACACCUGACCUUUGACCUAAAUAAAGUGUGUUCUUAUCACCUCUGACCCUUAGCUCACAGUGUGUUUCCAUCGUGACAUCAGUCAGUCAGCACUGGGUCCGUUCCAUCCAUUCUACUGAAGCACAACAGACAGCCCCACACCACAUCACAGGCAGAGCACUGAGAGGAGAGACCAAGGCCUGUUGGGGAGGAUUCUAACCUUCUAGCUAGCCCAACCCAGUCUAUCGAAGAAUCAGCACUGUUAACUAUUCUGUCUGUCCAUCAACCCGUCCAAUGUUGUUAAAGUUUCUCUUCCCUGAUAUUGCAGUACAAUGCCAUGUCGGGCUGUGGGCUAUACAAAAAUGAAUUUUACCAAUACAUUAGUUUUGGGUUAGAAUGAUAUAGAAUUGUGUGGGAGAGAGAGAGAAGUGUGUGUGUGUGUGCGUGUGCGUGCGUGUGCAAGAGAAAGAGUGAGGAUGAGAUUGAAGGAAAAAGAGAAGAGUCCCUGUUUAGUCUAUAAUAGACAGAAACAUCUAGUGUUGCAAAAGAUAUUGGGCCCUUGUAAUAGAGCCAGAAUGAAAGUUAGCCUGUUUCUCCCUCUUUAAGGUGAGUCUUCCUCUGUUCUACAGGCCUGCGAUUGCUCCUGUAACUAUACUGUACGGUGUGGCUCUACCAUGUGUUAAGAAGUGCAUGUGUGCCAAUGGCCUCUGUUCUAAAUUAGAGGGAAAGAAUAUUGUCUUUUUUAUUUUAUAGUCAUUGCAUUUUUUUUAAAUCAUGAUUUAAUUUGACAUUUUCUUGCAAAGGAAUGAUUUUGGUUAAUGGUAAUGUAUUGUCCAACUUUUUUAUUUUCAUGUUUGUUCCACUUUGACUGUUCAUUGGAAAAUUGCCAUGCGUGAUACAUCACCAAAGUUAUCCCACAGUUUGCAGGAGUUGGCCUGGACAUUACUAUAAUGUAUGAAUGAUCCCUUCUAUGCUUUAAGCAUACUCCUAGGGAACCCAUCAAACAUUAUUCUGAAUAAAUGUGUGGUUGCACUGCAUUUUCUGUGUCUUGUUACUGUUAAACUGUAUUUUGUCAUCUUAAAAAAAAAGGAAAAGCACACAUGAUCCCACAAUGGUUUAUAAAGACAAUUUUCAUUGUUGUCGUCCUGACAAUGUAUGCUUUAAAUAUAUUUGCUAAUGUAUUGAGGGAAAAGUGACUUUACCCCCAGUCUUUUUUUGUUUUAAGUCAAAAGUCUAAUACCGUCUGGAAUUGAAUGUGAGUUCUUUGACAUUUUUGUGCUACUCUCUUUUGUACAACACAAGAUCAUCAUGUGUAUUAUUCUAUCCUCGUAGCGUUUUUGAUAUUCUUCUCCUAUUUUAAGUUAUUACUUUGUUUAUCUAUUAAGUGACUUUGUGAGAAUAAUCAUAAUUUGGUUUACAUCAGAUUAUGUAGCCUACUAAAUGAAAUUGAAGAUUUCUAGAUCAAUCCGUGGAUAUUGUUUGGAUUUAGGAAUGAUCCCCAAUGCUGGUUGAAUCACCUGAACACAACUGGUCCUUUAGUCUGUCUAUUUGUUGAAGACAAUGCACUGCCACAGCGAGGUAUUUUGACUCCCCUGCUCUGUAGAUCUGUGUAGACAUGAUGCUGAAGGCUGGUCUAUCAACGUUACUCUCUAUAUACGCCACAUAGAGGUUUGAGUCUUGUCCGAGGUUCAGGCUCCACACACAACUGUAGCUGGACAGUCAAUGGACACAAGUGGAGUGUGUUAGAGGAAGCAUUGUAUUUUCGGCCCUCUCUACUCGGCCACUUAAAUGCAAGAGAAGAGAAAGAAAUGGGUCUGGAGGGUCUAAGGAAUGCAUGUACAUUAUGUAAAUGACAAAUAGAGACACAUUAACUUACAGAAAUGUAGACAUUUUCCCCACGCAGGGGACAAUGAUACGCAUUGUGUAUUUAGAAUUUGUAAAGUUUGCAUCCUCCUGUCAGAAGAGACUGUUGAAUUGUGGGAAAAGGAGUCCGUGUUUGAGAUAGUCUGUACAGUCCUCUCUCUCCCUGACCACAUUUGUUCAUUUAUGUAAGAUACUUUAUUAUCUACUUCUCAAACACGGCCGUUGGAAGAAAAAAAAAUACACACUUGUUUCUCUUUGUGUAAAAUUCAACUUCUGUGUAUUUCUCUAUUACCUGUGUACUUUAUAAAGGUGCUACAACAACAAAAUAAUAAAGAAAAUUUUGAGGUACCAAUCGGGAUUUGUGGGAACCAUGAGUGGUUCCUAAAAAGUGUUGAUACAAAAUUUACAGUUUGUACAAUUUUGUCAAAUUUACAGUUUUUACACGAUUAGGCAAAAAAUAUGACUUCCGAGGUACAAUCUGAAGUGAUUGACACACCAGGUGGCAGUUGUCUUUUUUUGUUUUGUACAUUCUGUGUACAGUCAUUUCAUAUACUAAACUGGUCAGAAAAGAAGAAUUGUGAUUUUUAGUCUUGCAAAACUGUAUGUAGUUAGAUGACGUGACAUCCUAAUAUUUAUCUAAUAAAUAUGUAUUCAAA
This is a messenger RNA of Oncorhynchus gorbuscha (pink salmon), 7094 nucleotides long. RefSeq names its product zinc finger MIZ domain-containing protein 1-like. Lineage: Eukaryota; Metazoa; Chordata; Actinopteri; Salmoniformes; Salmonidae. Gene Ontology annotation, biological process: protein sumoylation; regulation of transcription by RNA polymerase II. Gene Ontology annotation, molecular function: zinc ion binding; SUMO ligase activity. The record is from RefSeq and is a predicted model, not a curated record.